Andrographis paniculata is the source of this 1065-nucleotide messenger RNA. RefSeq names its product NADH dehydrogenase [ubiquinone] iron-sulfur protein 8, mitochondrial. Gene Ontology annotation, cellular component: membrane. Gene Ontology annotation, biological process: mitochondrial respiratory chain complex I assembly; mitochondrial electron transport, NADH to ubiquinone. The coding region runs from base 108 to 794 and encodes 228 amino acids. Lineage: Eukaryota; Viridiplantae; Streptophyta; Magnoliopsida; Lamiales; Acanthaceae. Gene Ontology annotation, molecular function: 4 iron, 4 sulfur cluster binding; NADH dehydrogenase activity. The transcript is spliced from 8 exons. The record is from RefSeq and is a predicted model, not a curated record.
GGAACUACGGUAACAGCCAAUCAGAUUUCAGUUCAAUUUCUUCGAUCUUCCUUCGUAUAUAACAGCUUGAAAGAGUGAGAAUUUUUCCGGCAUCUGAAUACGGCGAUAUGGCGUCAAUCUUUGCUCGCAAAUCCCUCGCCGCUUUUCGUGCUCGUCAUCUGGCUUUGUCUGGGCAAGUCUUGCAGGGAAAUAGCCGUCUCGGGGCAGUAUGCAGUGAACGAUCAUUUGCUACGAAACAGUCGUUCUCUACGGACAAAGAUGAUGAAGAGAGGGAACAGCUUGCAAAGGAGGUAUCGAAGGACUGGAAUUCUGUUUUUGAGCAGAGCAUAAAUACAUUAUUUCUCACUGAAAUGGUUCGAGGGCUCAUGCUGACCCUCAAAUACUUCUUCGACAAGAAAGUUACUAUUAACUAUCCAUUUGAGAAAGGCCCUCUGAGCCCUCGAUUUCGUGGAGAACAUGCUCUUCGACGGUAUCCCACUGGAGAGGAGCGCUGCAUUGCUUGCAAACUCUGUGAAGCUGUUUGCCCUGCUCAAGCAAUCACCAUUGAAGCUGAGGAACGAGAAGAUGGGAGCAGACGAACAACAAGGUAUGAUAUCGACAUGACGAAAUGCAUCUACUGUGGAUUUUGCCAAGAAGCGUGCCCUGUUGACGCCAUUGUUGAAGGUCCUAACUUUGAGUUUGCUACCGAGACCCACGAGGAACUUCUCUACGACAAGGAGAAGCUGCUGGAGAACGGCGACAGGUGGGAAACUGAAAUCGCGGAGAAUCUUCGGUCUGAAAGCCUCUACCGUUGAGAUUGGAUUCGUCGGGUUUUCGGAUGAUGCUCUUCUGAAUAAGUAAGGUUUAAAUAAAUCUUAUGAAACUCACUAAAAAUUUGCUGUUGUUUUAUAUCCCAUGGUUGAUGCAUAUCUGUUUUUGGCAAUGAACUUUUGGUUUUAGACUGAAACACUUCACUCACUUCACAUGGAGGAUCUUGAAUCUUGUUGUGGAUUGAGAAUUAUUUCAUGUUGUACGACUAUCUCUAUCUAUAUUAUAUAUAUAUAUAUCAUCUUUGAUUUAUCAUAA